AUGGGUGGCCAGAGAGUGGAGCCAGAGAUGUAUCGGGAGGGAACGAAUGGCAACAGACUCUGUGGACGUCAGACUCUGUGGACGUCAGACUGUGGACGUCAGACUCUGUGGACGUCAGACUGUGGACGUCAGACUCUGUGGACGUUAGACUCUGUGGACGUCAGACUCUGUGGACGUCAGACUCUGUGGACGUCAGACUCUGUGGACGUUAGACUCUGUGGACGUCAGACUCUGUGGACGUCAGACUCUGUGGACACUCUGUGGACGUUAGACUCUGUGGACGUCAGACUCUGUGGACGUCAGACUCUGUGGACAUCAGACUCUGUGGACGUCAGACUGUGGAUGUUAGACUCUGUGGACGUUAGACUCUGUGGACGUCAGACUCUCUGGACGUUAGACUCUGUGGACGUCAGACUGUGGACGUCAGACUCUGUGGACGUCAGACUCUGUGGACGUCAGACUCUGUGGACGUCAGACUCUGUGGACGUCAGACUCUGUGGACGUCAGACUCUGGACGUCAGACUGUGGAUGUUAGACUUUGUGGACGUCAGACUCUGUGGACGUCAGACUCUGUGGACGUCAGACUCUGUGGACGUCAGACUCUGUGGACGUCAGACUCUGUGGACGAUCAGGGCCCGGCUGCACUCUGCGCUCUCACCUCAGCAAACACACACCAGGACUGACACCAGAGGCACAGACACCAGAGGGACUGAGACCAUAGGGGCACCAGAAGCACAGACACCAGAGGCACAGACACCAGAGGGGCAGACACCAGAGGCACAGACACCAGAGGCACAGACACCAGAGGGGCACCAGAAGCACAGACACCAGAGGCACAGACACCAGAAGGGCAGACACCAGAGGCACAGACACCAGAGGCACAGACACCAGAGGGGCACCAGAAGCACAGACACCAGAGGCACAGACACCAGAGGGGUAGACACCAGGGAACAUGCAGUAUCUUCAGUGCUGUUGUAUCGUCUCGCUCAAACAUGA
Knipowitschia caucasica is the source of this 996-nucleotide messenger RNA. Lineage: Eukaryota; Metazoa; Chordata; Actinopteri; Gobiiformes; Gobiidae. The record is from the annotation of a GenBank genome assembly.